Molecule: messenger RNA, 723 nt
Organism: Adineta ricciae
Lineage: Eukaryota; Metazoa; Rotifera; Eurotatoria; Adinetida; Adinetidae
Source: the annotation of a GenBank genome assembly
AUGUUUAUGACAAGAAGUGAAUACGAUCGUGGUGUGAACACAUUCUCGCCUGAAGGUCGUCUUUUUCAAGUUGAAUAUGCGAUUGAAGCAAUCAAAUUUGGCACAACAGCUAUCGGAAUCAUGACAUCAGAAGGUGUGGUCUUAGCGACUGAAAAACGUAUUACAUCAGUUCUUAUCGAGCCACGUAGUAUCGAAAAAAUUGUUGAAGUUGAUGCUCAUUGUGGUUGCGCAAUGUCUGGCUUGAUCGCUGAUGCUAAGACCUUGAUCGAUAAAGCUCGUGUUGAAGCGCAAAAUCAUUGGUUUACUCAUAACGAACGCAUGACAAUUGAGUCUAUCACUCAAUCUGUAUCAAAUAUGGCAUUAGCAUUCAGUGAUGAUUCCGAUGAAGUCGCACCGAUCUCACGUCCAUUCGGCGUGGCACUUUUAUUUGCUGGUUGGGAUGAAAAUGGUCCUCACCUCUUUCAUCUUGAUCCAUCCGGUACUUAUACCGAAUACGACGCUAAAGCGAUCGGAUCGGGUAGUGAAGGUGCUGAUCAAACACUUCAAGAUGUUUAUCAUAAAUCAAUGAAAUUACCUGAAGCAUGUAAACAUGUUUUAACAAUUCUUAAACAAGUUAUGGAAGAAAAAUUAAAUGCAACAAAUGUUGAAAUGGCCACUGUCGAUGCCAAAGGCUACCGUUUAUUUAAAAAGGAAGAAAUCGACGAUAUUAUUAAGAAUAUGUAA